Spirodela intermedia is the source of this 2757-nucleotide messenger RNA. The record is from the annotation of a GenBank genome assembly. NCBI's taxonomy places the organism in Eukaryota, Viridiplantae, Streptophyta, Magnoliopsida, Alismatales, Araceae.
AUGGCUUCUGCAUCAGCCCAGUCGCCCAAGUCAGUUCACGACUUCACCGUGAAGGUACCUCGAAGAUAGGCUUUACGUGGUCUUAAGUAUGGUUUUGGGCCUUAGUGUCCCUUUUUCUUCUCGAUGGAUUUGGUAUUUAAGAGUUUUUCGGAAGAUUUUUUAUCGCCCCUCGGCUUAUGCGACGUUUUGUUUGCUGAAAGAUAGAGGUCCGUUCCGUCCUUGUUCGUUUGUCAUGGGAAUCAGGAGAGUCGGAAUGAUUUUCCGUUCCAUCAAUAUGGGUGUGGAUUUGAGGGAUUUACCGGGCGAUCAUCAUGAUAUAUUCUGGAGUUUUGGAAGAAAUAAUUAUAUAUCUGCCAGCCCGUUUUGUCUAAAGGGAUAAGGAGAGGACUUGUGAGAAUCGGAUGGAUCUUUAUGAUCAAUGCAUCGCUGAGAGCAGACUGACUAUAUGUUGUAUUUAUAAUGUAUUUCGAGAUAACGAUGAGAAUUCUAAGAUUUGGAGGUAAUGAUAUAUUAAUAAAAUCUUUGCAGAAUAUUUUUGAUUAUGAGUUUGAUAUCCUUCCAUCUUGUAGCUUCUGGAUUUAAGGGAUAUAGAUCUUUCUUAAGAAACAGGUUUUAAAAUACUUUCCUGGUUUAGUUUUUGGAGAUAUAAAAUUGUAAACUUAAGAUGUUAAUUUUAAACAAAGAUAAUUAUAUAUGUUUUUAAUCACUCAAAAGAUUAUGCAUGAUAAGUCUUGGAUUUAUGUACUGCAUAUUUAAAUUUGAAAGAUCAAAAAAGACUGACCAAGGAAGAUAAAGAAAUGGGUGGCGUUGUGUGGUCACGAAAAUGAAUUUGUGAAGACUGCAUACUUAGAUUGUAACACAAAAUCAAAGUUGAUGCAUCCUUAAUUAUGUGAAAUCGACAGUCACGUCCAUGAUACAUCAUCCAUAAUUUUUUUCGAUCAUCCUGUCCUAAAGUAUGAAUUAUUUCUCAAAAUAAAAUUAUGGAAUUUAAUUGGGAAAAGGCCAUGGCCGUCUUGCUCAUUUAGGGAUUAAUGCUUCACAUAUAGACCUUCUUGGUUGAAAUUUCCGUGCUCAUUUGUGAGGAUAGAAAUGUGUGCCUGCAUAUGUAUGCUUAUAUGUGACUGGUUUGUAUGACUGUGUCCGUAUUUGUUCAUGUUCAGAAGUGCAUGUGAAUAUAUAUGAUUUGUUGUUAAAGAUAUGCAUAUGUAUAUGCAGAUACAUAUCUCAUCUGUGUGUGUAGUAUCAUUCACGUCAUUUCCUGCCUUGUACAUCUUGGUCUUUAUCUUUAGGACUCAGAGCUUUAGUUGAAGGUGUGCUUUUAUUCUAUAUAUAUUCUGGGUUCAUUUGUGGGAGCAGCCUGGUUUUCUUUGAUAUAAUUUACGUUUGGCUCUGAAAUCUUAAUUCAAAGAAAGAAGCAUUUUAUGGAAAUCGACGGAAUUAAUAACCAUAUUAUUUUUUUCGUCGUAAAUUCCUUAUACGAGGUCUCAAUGGAUUAUCUGUUUGCCUUGUGAAUAAGGAAAUUAAUUAGCUCUCAUACAGGACGCCAGGGGCAAUGAUGUCAACCUCGGCAGCUACAAAGGGAAGGCACUUCUGAUCGUCAAUGUUGCAUCACAAUGGUAUCUUCUCGGUCUGUUCUUUCUGUUUUUCAAAAUCUUAUUGGAGAGCGUAGAGUAAGGCAUUAGUUCAUGACUGCGGUUGACCCAGGAAGUAUUUCAUUUACUUCUACCGUUUCACUUAUGGGUAUCGCCUUUGACUUUUUUUGUUUAAUGAUUCCGCAGUGGAUUGACCAACUCAAACUACACAGAGCUGAGCCAGCUUUACGAGAAGUACAAGAGCAAAGGUGUCAUGGCGUCUAACAUCACUGAUUUAAUCAUCGCCUAUCUAUUACUUGAUACAAUAAACCCUGAACUAGCUUUAAUGUUAAACUUGAUGCUGUUUUUGUUGAAGAACAGAGGCUUUGCAUUUCUUAAUUUUAUUUAUUAUGCAAUAUUAAGAACAUAAUUUUAAUCAACAUCUAUUGUGACCUAUCAUAGGAAUUGUGGGAUCACUUGUAUGCCGAAUUAAAAAUAAUUAUUUCCUAUAUAAUAUUUUUUCUUAAGAAGCUUAAAGCUUUUUCACGACUAAAUUUUAUUUCCUAUGUAAUAUUUAAUAAUACUACAUGUUCUUCCAUGCAGGCCUUGAGAUCCUGGCUUUCCCAUGCAACCAGUUUGGCGGACAAGAGCCAGGGUCCAAUGAUCAGAUCGUGGAGUUUGCUUGCACCCGAUUCAAAGCCGAGUACCCCAUUUUCGACAAGGUGAGCCGAAAUAUUCCAUUUCAAGGCUGACUGCCCUGGCCCGUUGACCUGAUCCUUGCUCCACUGUAAGCGGUCCACGAGAAGCUCCUAAAAAAAUGGUCAACGACCUGAAGUAGUCCACGGACCGAAGGGCCCUCCUUUGCAUUCUGUCUGAUUCUGCUCGCAUUGAUUAGGUCGACGUGAACGGGCAGAACGCCGCUCCCGUCUACAAGUUCUUGAAGUCCAGUAAAGGGGGGCUCUUUGGGGACAGCAUCAAGUGGAACUUCGCCAAGUUCUUGGUCGAUAAAGAAGGGAAUGUCGUCGAUCGCUACGCCCCCACCACCUCCCCUCUUAGCAUUGAGGUAAAGGAAGUCCCCCUCCCCCACAAUCUCUCUCUCUCUCUCUCUCUCUCUCUCUCGAUUACUUAAAUGCCCCUUUUUUUAUUCUUGCAGAAGGAUAUAAAGAAGAUAUUGGGCGAGGCCUGA